Musa acuminata AAA Group (dessert banana) is the source of this 4173-nucleotide messenger RNA. RefSeq lists its product as uncharacterized. NCBI's taxonomy places the organism in Eukaryota, Viridiplantae, Streptophyta, Magnoliopsida, Zingiberales, Musaceae. Bases 453 to 1592 code for a protein of 379 amino acids. The transcript is spliced from 4 exons. The record is from RefSeq and is a predicted model, not a curated record.
AUUCUUUUAAUUUUAUCUUCUAAAUUGUGGACAAAACAGCUUUUCUGUGGAGCAAAUAGCACCCUGUUUUCCCAGAAUACGCCGCCCCGGCCCAAAUCUAAGCGUCGCAUUCCGUUCCCAACUGUCUUCGGUCAGCUUCGGAUCGGUCUCUUUGAUUUUGGUCGAUCGAUUUCGGGGUUUGGGCAUACGGGAAUGUGCCAAAGUUUCGAUCUUUUUGCCUCCCUUGCUGGGAUUCGAGCUGUCCCCCCUUGUUUCCUCGCCCGAAAUCUUGGAUUGAAGGACUAAAGAGACUUCUGUGUCAGAUCAUCAGUGAGCAUUGCAUAUCUUGCCUAUUCUGCAUCUGGAGAUCUUUUUGGUGCUAAGGAGUUUGAGAGAACAAUUGAUUUUGUUGGUUUGCCACCAUUUUAUCGAUCAGGCUGGGCCAAGCAGGGUUGAGUAUAUUGUAUAUCAUCAUGAAGUUCAAAGAAGGUGAUAGAGUAGAGGUCUUGAGAAGAAAAGAGGAGCAGUAUGAUUCUUGGUUCCCUGCUAAAAUUUCAUUUGUGCACAGUUCAACAUAUACUGUUAGAUACGAGCUAUUCAUGACUUCCGAUAAGAAGUCUGUGGUGGAAAUAGUACAUGAGGUAGAUGUUAGGCCUUGCCCAUCGCUACCGAGUGGCAAAAAGUGGUGGACUGCUGGUGACAUCACGGAGGUCCUUGAUCUUUGCUCUUGGAGAGCUGGGAAGGUUGUGAAAGUCCUAAAAAAUGACCGAGUUGUGAUCAAACUCUUUGGCUCCAUCCAGCUUAAAGAACACCCUGUGUCUGAUCUAAGAGUUCCACAGGCGUGGCAAAACAACCGAUGGAUUAUGAUUGAUCAGGGAAGUGGAGGGAAGCACUCUAGCUUCAAUAAUGCAAGAAAAUUGGAUUAUGCAACAAGUCAAGGUAUUGGGAAGCAAACUUCAAUUGGAUGUACAUCAAAGCAAAAGCAUGUUGUCUGCAGUUCUCCUAUUAAAACUAUGAAGCCAAAACUCAGAUCCUACUGUGGCUUUUCGCCAGUUGAUUUGGUUAAAGGAAUGGACAGGAAAGGAAAAUUCAUCCAAAACAGAUCUCAUAAGUUAGCUAGAGAAGCACUACCUCGAAGGAUGGACACUAUUUCUUUUUCAAAAGAUUUGGACAGUCAGAAUUUCCUGCAUAAGUCCAGUAAAGAAAGAGUAGGUGGGUCUCCUUGGAUAAAUGCUGAUAAGUGGCAUACAAAUAAUCAUGUCCUGAUUCCAUCUUCAACACCUUUGCCAGUCUCUGAAGAUAACAAUGAUUGCUCUGUUGCUAGUUGCAGUGGUAAUGCUUAUCCAGGGUAUACAUAUCAAAGUCUCAGAAAACACUCCAAGGAUACUGCAUUUAAUAGUUUGGUUGAUGAGUGUCAAAGCAAAACUGGAGAUGAAUUGGCUGCUAAUGUCCAUGAAUUAGAGCUACAUGCAUACCAUUCUACUGUGGAAGCGUUUCAUGCCUCUGGUCCUUUAAGUUGGGAGCAGGAGUCACUUCUAACAAAUCUCCGUCUCUCUCUUAAUAUUUCUAAUGAAGAGCAUUUACAUCACUUGAGGCAUCUGUUAUCUGCUUAAAUUCUUUGUUCAGCAUCAUAUAGUUGUUUGGCAUAUGUCUAACUCUCUUUGGGGAUCAUCUACAGAAUGGGGUUUAGAAAAAUUCAGUUUGCUGUUACGAGUGGAAUGAUUAAAUUGGCGGAUAAGCAUGCUUAGAAGUUUCUGGAAAGUAUUUCUGCUAGUUGCUUGUAACUACAUGUAUAUAUUUUGAAAGCAUUAAGGGUUGCUUCUUGCAAUAACUCUGAACUUUCUGAUUCUAAAUGGAAUCGAUACUGUCAUAACUGUGAAUCAAGAGCAAUUUUUGUUUCUCAUUCAUUUUGUUUUUCCUCUGAAGUAUAUUUGGUUGAACCUGCUGAUAGAAUUCAAAGAUGAAUGGUAAAAAAAAAAUGCCAUAACUGGGUGAAUCAAUUGCAUUUUGGAAACUAUGGUUAAUUGAAAAAAAUAUUUAAUUUAUAAGAAUUAAAUGCAUGGAUGCUCUUUUUCAUCUCAUAUUCUGGAAGCACGUUUCAUCAAUUUAUUUUUCUUCCUACAGUGACAUGUUAAUAUGUGCGCAUGCACAUGUGUGCACGAUGCGCAUGCAUAUAUGGCAAAGGAUAAGACAUGUUUCAGUUGAUAGAAUAUGAUGAAUUUUAAGUUUCUGCUAGAACCAUCACACUUUAGAAGAGUGUUUUCUCUACUAAUCUGGCAUGUUUGAUACAAGCGGAUGAUUUGCAGAGUAUGCUAUGGCUGCCUAAGUAAUUUUUUAUGAAGUACUAAAUUCUUACUUGAUUGUUAUACAUGUUAGAGGGUGUACUUCCCUUUCCAAUAAAUUCAGUGCUAGAGGGAGUGUUAUGAAACAUUCAUUUUGUUUCAACAUAAAGACAGCUGUCAUGUAUCGGUCAGUUGAUUAAAGUUAUGCUAAAGUUAAGCCUUGGCACUAAGGAUAGUUACUCCAAUGCAACUCGGGGGUGUUGAGGGUUUGAAUCACAAAAAAUGUCUUUCUUCAUGCAAUUUCAUGCAAGGGUAAGGUUGUGGUGGAUACCAUGGAAUUAUCAUGAUCUAGUCAUCUAAUUCUACUCAAGAAAACCCCUUUAUUAUUGUAUUCAUUUGGGCAUUUUGUCCUGUGACAGAGUUGUCUGCUGGCCCAGAAUUAAUACAAAGAACGUUUCAUCUGUAUUUGAGCAAAAAUUGACACUAAAAGGAAACUAUAUGGUCGAUGAAGUGCCUAAUAGGAAAAAAAAAGACAGUUUGGUGCAUUAUAUUUAUGAAUCUAACAGUGAAAUAAUCAACUGGAGGUCCAAUGUGUUAUGUAGCUUCAUUUAUGAAUUACCAUGAUUUCUGCUACAACUACCAUGAUUUCUCACAAUUUCAAGAGAACCUCAGCUUGGGUGUGCAAAGAAAGACUGACACUACAACUGAUGCUGAUGCCUCCUGAUCAUCUAUUGUCAUCUGCUGGUGGUGGCUCGACAUAAGCUGACCCUGUGUUAUCAUAUGAUAUCUCAGAUUCAGCUGACAAGAUUUUUCUGUUCACAUCAUUUUGAUGUUCUGCAUCAUUUGACACAUUCAAAGCUGUGGAGAGUUUGUCGAUAGUUGUAUUCUCUUCUCUGUGCUGUUCAAAAACUGCUAAAAGACAUCAUAGCAAAACCUGAAUUAGCUCAUGUCAGAAAACAACCUGAGUGAACACCAGCGAGUAUUGGAUAUCGAAGUUCAAAGAACUACUUUGAAUGCAACCAAAUCUCACUUUGCUUGUCAUGAUCAAGGGAACCAUGUAUGACAUUCGAUGUAGCAGGAGAAUUUGAAGAAUGGGUCAUCAUGUUGGCAGCAUCUUCAUCUUCAUGUUCUGAUGGCAAACACUAACUCAUCAGGAGGAACAGAGAAGCAGACAGAAGUUGAUACAAUCAAUAGAGGAAGCAAGGAGGGACCUCGAGCAGCAGUGACGAUUUGGUUCCCCAUCUCAUUGCCCAUUGUGACUACCAAUUCAAAUUCUGCAAUUUCAAGAAGACUUGUGGUCAGAAGUACAAUGUCUGGCACUGCCAAAGAGAUCAUGAGACUAUAAGUAGAAAGACAGAAAAGACACUAUACCAUGAUGAUUCUGAGUCCUGCAGUGCACCGAUGGGGAUUUCCUGAUGUUGAACCCAAUCCAUUGCUUAAACUACAAGUUCCUUAUGGAUCAUCAACUUGCUUGCAAUUGAAUGAUGGCACACAUAUAUGGUGACUGAUCUGCUCAUAGCUGCAACAACUGUACAUGUCCUUUUUCUUUUCAAAAAGAAAAAGCUUCUAUCACAUCAGAUGUUGGCAUUGCAAGGAGAAAUAAUUGGAAUAGUCUGCUCACUGGACCCAGCUUGGUUAGAUUUUCUUUGCCAGUCUGAAACUCGUUAGCAUGCAAUCAGACAGCAGCUAAUUCUGGAUCAACUUUCGGCUUCGGCAGAUAAUACGAUCCCGAGAGACUGCAUAAUCAAGACUUAUAUAUAUGUUUGUCAAGUUGGCUUGGUGAUGAAGUCACAGCCAGGUGCAUUGGAUUCUCUUAAGAGUCAUUUCUUUCUUAUUUUCAACCUAAUUAUUGUUGUUUCCUUUGGUGGAGCUCAACAUGUUAUAAUGCAAUAAAAAGACUCAGGUUGGGCCC